Messenger RNA from Gastrolobium bilobum, 852 nucleotides. RefSeq names its product GRF1-interacting factor 1-like. The transcript has 4 exons. The coding region runs from base 56 to 709 and encodes 217 amino acids. Gene Ontology annotation, cellular component: nucleus. Gene Ontology annotation, biological process: leaf development; cell population proliferation; positive regulation of transcription by RNA polymerase II. Gene Ontology annotation, molecular function: transcription coactivator activity. The record is from RefSeq and is a predicted model, not a curated record. Lineage: Eukaryota; Viridiplantae; Streptophyta; Magnoliopsida; Fabales; Fabaceae.
GAGUUGCAGAGGGUGUUUCGAAGUGACUAAGUGAGUGGGAUAUAUAGUGAGAAAAAUGCAGCAGCAACUGGUGCAUAUGCAGCCUAUCAUGGCAUCUUACUACCCUAACAACGUCACCACUGAUCACAUUCAACAGUACCUGGAUGAGAACAAGACCCUAAUUCUGAAGAUUGUUGAAAGCCAGAAUUCUGGCAAGCUGAGCGAGUGUGCCGAGAACCAAUCAAGGCUGCAGAGAAAUCUCAUGUACCUUGCUGCAAUAGCUGAUUCUCAAUCCCAACAGCCUGAAAUGCCUGGUCAGCAGUACACUCCUGGUGGGAUUAUGCAGCAGGGAGCAGCACACUACAUGCAGGCUCAGCAGAUGACACAACAACAACAACUAAUGGCUGCACGCUCCUCCCUUUUGUAUGCACAACAGCCUUUCUCAGUACUUCAACAGCAGCAAGCCUUACACAGCCAACUUGGCAUGAGUUCUAGUGGAAGUCAAGGGCUUCACAUGUUGCAAAGUGAAGCGAUCAAUGUGGGAGGCAAUGGAGGGUUUCCUGAUUUUGUACGCAGCUCCACAGGGAAUGGGCAUGGUUUGCAGGGUGCUGGUAGGGGACUUAUUGGUAGUGGCAAGCAAGAAAUUGGAAGUUCAGCUGAAGACCGACGAGGAAGCGCUCGAGGAAGUGGUGGCCACUCCGGUCUGAAAUCUGCUGACGAUGGGAACUAGCCAGCAAGAAUGGUGAAGUUCCUGACCUUUUAGCAUUUUAGUUAGGAUAAUUAGGCAAUGAACAUUAUGCAGGGGGGAGAAAGGAAAUCCUGCUGCUUUGGUAUCAUGUUUGUUUUCUUAUGCCGAAGGCAAACAAUCUAAUC